Messenger RNA from Talaromyces rugulosus, 2817 nucleotides. RefSeq lists its product as uncharacterized. The transcript has 5 exons. NCBI's taxonomy places the organism in Eukaryota, Fungi, Ascomycota, Eurotiomycetes, Eurotiales, Trichocomaceae. Gene Ontology annotation, biological process: nuclear-transcribed mRNA catabolic process, deadenylation-dependent decay. The record is from RefSeq and is a predicted model, not a curated record. Bases 1 to 2817 code for a protein of 938 amino acids. Gene Ontology annotation, cellular component: cytoplasm. Gene Ontology annotation, molecular function: mRNA 3'-UTR binding.
AUGGCAUCGACAAUGGCCACCAAUGGAUCAGGAGUCCAUACUACUAAUGUCCGUACAAACCGCAUGGAUUCUUCAUCCAACAUUAAUGCCGACCGAACACGAUCGUCCAACGCUUCAGCCGUGGCAAAUGGCUUCCCCACCACCAAGGAGCGAUGGUCAAAAAUAUGGUCCAACUCGAACAUCGGCGGCCCCUUCAACACUGAGUCUGGUCCGGAUGGGACUGUUAACCGAGAGAAUGCUUUCCAGGGAAAAACCGGCUCAAGUUCUUUACUUGCUACGUCCGAAUCCGAUGGAUGGGCAGGUCGCCACAGCUUCUCGUGGAACCCACCCAAUGCCUCAACUCUGGGGAACAACAGCAUGAAUACCUCGCCCGUUGAGAGCCGCCCCAGUGAUCGUAAUGCAUCUGCAAGGGGAGAGAUCGGAGACCCUAACUCUUACUUCGCGUUGUCUCGCACAUCUGCCAUCGGUCAGAACCCAUCCGCCUCGAUUUCCAAAGGGUAUUUGGGCUCGGUGGCAGACAAUUAUGCAUCUCCUACCGACAAUCUAUCCUUCGGUAAUCUAGGUAACUUUGAUGCUGCGAGCCAACGACAGCUCAACUCGUUCCCUGCCAAUCCAGCUGCUGCUGCAUUCCAGAGGAAGUCUAGUGUCGUCUCGAAUGUAUCCACGGCUCGGGACCCUCAACGAACUGAGGAUGUUAUGGGAUCUAUGAACAUGUCACCAUUUUCUCACGUCCCAUCUGAAUCAAUUGCAGGAGGAUCAACUCGCCAGAAUGCUCAAAACGCUUAUCCUCACAUCGCCCAAAUGGCAAGUCAACGACCAAACCAUUCCGCCCACCCAUCCUAUCACUCUGACACACAUGGUCUUGAUUCGCGUUUCUCCACCGGGCAAAUUGAUAUCGGCGCUGGACUGAACCGUCUUCAAUUGAACGAUAAUGCAUCCCUUGCGGGAUACUCCGAGGCGCGACGGGCCUCUUAUGCGAAUCAUGGCACGUAUGACUCGACCAAUCGAUUCAAUGGUCAAUUAACGGCAGAUGAGGCAAACUAUCAAAGCAUGGCUACGUAUACCGGCGAUGUGCCACCUGAGUUCCCUACGUCCUAUCAACAUUUAUCGAGACUGGGCGAACGCGACCCAUCACCGACUGCCGAGUAUGUCCGCGGCAUCAAUAGUCCCUUCUACCCUUCUGUGGGCACUCCUCCCGUACUUCGUCCUUCAUCUGGUCAUCGCAUGUCGGUUCAGGUCGGUGGCGAAGGGCAAACUGCUCUCCUGGACCGAAAAUUGCGUGGGUUGCAACAAGAUCAAGACUACAACCAGGUGCCGGGUCGGGUGUCAUUCUCGGGGAAUUACGAACUGUCUGGAUAUUCCAAUGCUAGACUAAAUUCCUACUCUCCCUACCUCCAGAUGCCCUUUGGUGGCGGUUUGUCAUCUGGCCUGGGACAACGUGUUGCGCAACGUGAUCCCGAUCCUAGCCAGGUUGUGCGCAGUCCUCUCCUAGAAGAGUUCCGUACGCACAACAAGUCCAAUAAACGAUACGAGCUAAAGGAUAUCUAUAACCAUGUAGUCGAGUUCAGUGGUGAUCAACAUGGAUCUCGGUUCAUUCAACAGAAGUUGGAGUCUGCAAACAGUGAUGAAAAGGAUCAGGUUUUCAGAGAGAUCCAGCCCAAUUGCCUGCAGCUUAUGACGGAUGUCUUUGGCAACUAUGUUGUCCAGAAACUCUUCGAACACGGUAACCAGUCUCAGAAGAAGAUCCUGGCAAAUCAAAUGAAGGGUCACGUCCUCGCUCUGUCAACCCAAAUGUACGGUUGUCGUGUCGUUCAAAAGGCCUUGGAACACAUCUUGACAGAUCAGCAAGCCUCCAUGGUGAAGGAGCUUGAAAAUUCUGUCUUGAAGUGUGUUCGUGACCAGAAUGGUAACCACGUCAUCCAAAAGGCCAUCGAACGUGUCCCAUCCGAGCACAUUCGCUUCAUUAUCAACGCCUUCAAGGGUCAGGUCAACAAGCUGGCUACCCAUCCUUACGGCUGCCGCGUCAUUCAGAGGAUGUUGGAGCAUUGCGAAGUACCAGAUCGUGAAUCCAUCCUCGCCGAGCUUCAUGUUUGCACGGAAGCUCUGAUCCCCGACCAAUUUGGCAACUAUGUCAUUCAGCAUGUUAUCGAGAACGGCGACGAGAAAGACCGAUCGCGCAUGAUCAUGGCCGUUGUUAAGAAUGUUCACAAUUUCUCUAAGCACAAAUUUGCCAGCAAUGUGGUAGAGAAGAGCAUCGAAUUUGGCGAGGAGAGCCAGCGCCGAGAAGUCAUUCGGCUUUUGACAGCUCACAACGAUCGUGGUGAGAGCACAUUGCUUGGACUUAUGCGUGAUCAGUAUGGAAACUACGUCAUCCAAAAAGUACUUGGGCAAGUCAAGGGUGACGAGCGUGAGAUGAUAAUCGAUGAGAUUAAACCGCUGCUCAGCCAAUUGAAGAAAUUCAGCUAUGGCAAGCAGAUAAUCGCCAUCGAGAAAUUGAUAGUGGAUCCUAAUGCCCCUACUGUGGCCGCAAAUUCAUCCAACACACCACCCGCGUCUCACAAAUCCUCCCCUCAGCCUCUUCGGAGGUCCCUGACGGAUAUCAAGUCACCAGUUGGCGGGGUUGCUCCUCCUACUCCACCACCUACUGACACUCAAAGCCUCCACGGGGGCUCUGCUACCGACGGCUCUCAUGACGGAGCUGUCGAAUCUUCAAAUGGUGUGGCUACCGCACCUGUCACGACCGUUAAUGACUCCACUGCCACGCAUCAGCCUGGCGCUGAUGUGGCUGUUAGUGUGGGCGAUUAUUCUGCCGCAUGA